UGAUGACGUCACUGCAAAAGAAAUAGUUCAUGAGCUCAAACUUCAACGUGAUAUACAAUUUCAUAAUAAUAUUAUUAAAUUCUAUGGAGUCGCACAAUUUGAUCCAGAAAAUCAAAAUGUUCAAUCAAAAAAUUAUUUGUUAGUGAUGGAGUAUGCUGAUUCUGGUACUCUCAAAAAUUAUUUAAAGGAAAACUUCGAUAACCUUACCUGGAACGACAAAUAUAACUUGGCGUACCAACUAACUAGCGCCGUGUCGUGUUUACAUAAUGAAAGAAUAGUGCAUCGUGAUUUGCACUCCGGUAAUGUAUUGGUUCAUCAAAAUACUAUCAAAUUGUCCGACUUCGGGUUGUCAAAAAGAAUCGAAUCAUCAUCCAAUACAAAAACUAAAUUUUUUGGAUUUAUUCCUUACGUUGAUCCAAAAAGAUUUAGUGGACGAAAAAAAAAUAAAAAAUUUAAUGAAAAAAGUGACAUUUAUAGUGUUGGUGUGUUAUUUUGGGAGAUAUCUAGUGGUCUACCACCUUUUUUUUCUGAAGAGUAUGAUAUUGAUUUAGCUUUAGAAAUUUCACAAGGUCGUAGAGAAGAACCCAUUCCUAAUACGCCUGAAAAUUAUAUUAACAUUUAUACUGAAUGUUGGGAUGCUGAACCAGACAAUCGACCAACUAUAAAUCAAGUAUUAG
This is a messenger RNA of Rhizophagus irregularis DAOM 181602=DAOM 197198, 677 nucleotides long. Lineage: Eukaryota; Fungi; Glomeromycota; Glomeromycetes; Glomerales; Glomeraceae. The record is from RefSeq and is a predicted model, not a curated record.